UUGCUUUUGCUUUUGCUUUCUAAAAGCUAAAGAUGACAUCAAAGUAAUGUGUAUGUGAAUGUUAAAGAGAAAGAAAAGGGAUUGAUUAUAGAUUUAUAGUGUCACCUCUUCCUAGAACUCUUCUUCUCACUCUCUCUGCAUAUUCAGUACUAUAAACUCUUAUGAUAUUCUAAAACUUCACUUUCAUAUUUUCAUUCUCUUGGUUACUCUUCUAAGCUAGUUAUUCCACAAAUAAUGAAUACUCCUAGUUUCACCUUUGUACUCUAUACCCUCUUUCUUACUCUUUCUGUUUUUGUUUCUUCUUCAUCAUCAUCACUUCCUAUGUCUUUGAAAACACAAGCUUCUAUCUUAGUUUCUCUCAAACAGGAUUUUGAAUCCAAAACUUCUUUAAAGAGUUGGAAUAUCUCCAACUACAUGUCCCUUUGUACUACUUGGUAUGAUAUUCAAUGUGACACAAACAAUAGUUCUGUUUUGUCACUAGAUAUAUCAAACUUGAAUGUUUCUGGAACUUUUUCAUCUUCCAUCACAAAACUAUCAAACUUGAGAUUCCUCAACAUAUCCAACAACAUGUUCAAUGGAAAUCUAAGUUGGAAAUUCUCUCAUUUGAAAGAGCUUGAAGUUCUUGAUGCUUACAACAAUGAGUUCAAUUGUUCACUACCUCUUGGUGUCACUGAGUUACCUAAACUCAAGUACUUGAAUUUUGGAGGAAAUUUUUUCUAUGGAGAAAUUCCUUCAAAAUAUGGUAACAUGUUGCAGCUUAACUAUUUGUCUCUUGCAGGUAAUGAUUUGAGAGGUUUCAUACCUUUUGAGCUUGGAAAUCUUACUAAUCUUACACACCUUUUGUUAGGUUAUUACAAUGAGUUUGAUGGUGAAAUUCCACCUCAUUUUGGUAACCUUGUUAAUUUACUUCAUCUUGAUCUUGCAAACUGUGGUUUGAAAGGUUCAAUUCCACAUGAGCUACGAAAACUUUACAAACUAGACACACUUUUCUUGCAAACCAAUCAACUUAAUGGUUCAAUUCCACCUCAAUUAGGGAAUCUUAGUAGUUUGAAAUCUCUUGAUAUGUCAAACAAUGAGUUAAAUGGAAACAUACCUAAUGAGUUUUCAAAUCUUCGCGAACUCACACUCUUGAACUUGUUCAUCAACAAACUUGGUGAAAUUCCAUCUUUUUUUUCUGAGUUACCAAAUUUGGAAGUGUUAAAGCUUUGGCAUAACAACUUCACAGGUUCUACUUCUAAGCUUGGACAGAAUGGUAAAUUGAGUGAACUUGAUUUAUCAACAAAUAAACUCACUGGAUUAGUACCUAAAUCUUUAUGUCUUGGAAAAAGGUUAAAGAUUCUAAUCUUGCUUAACAAUUUUUUGUUUGGUUCUUUGCCCAAUGAGUUUGGUCAAUGUUACACACUUCAAAGAGUUCGUUUAGGACAAAACUAUUUAACAGGUUCAAUACCAAAGGGUUAUGUUAUCAUGAGUUGCUAAGUUUUUCUUUGAUUAUGUCUGAUUUUAACUUAAUUGUUUGACUCAUGUGAUUUUAUGAACUAUAUUUGAUGCAAUUACAAUUUUAAUAUUAUUCA
Medicago truncatula (barrel medic) is the source of this 1571-nucleotide messenger RNA. RefSeq names its product leucine-rich repeat receptor-like serine/threonine-protein kinase BAM3. The record is from RefSeq and is a predicted model, not a curated record. Gene Ontology annotation, molecular function: protein binding. NCBI's taxonomy places the organism in Eukaryota, Viridiplantae, Streptophyta, Magnoliopsida, Fabales, Fabaceae.